Hansenula ciferrii is the source of this 1425-nucleotide messenger RNA. RefSeq names its product NADH-quinone oxidoreductase subunit D. Gene Ontology annotation, biological process: mitochondrial electron transport, NADH to ubiquinone. The transcript has a single exon. The coding region runs from base 1 to 1425 and encodes 474 amino acids. The record is from RefSeq and is a predicted model, not a curated record. Lineage: Eukaryota; Fungi; Ascomycota; Saccharomycetes; Phaffomycetales; Wickerhamomycetaceae. Gene Ontology annotation, molecular function: NAD binding; quinone binding; NADH dehydrogenase (ubiquinone) activity.
AUGCUCAACAGAUCAAUACAAAGGGCUUCUUUGAAAGCUUGGAAGACUCAAAAGGGUGCAUUUGUGAGAAGCUUCAUGGCCAGCUCCAAGUUGCGAGAAAGUGAAUACGAUGCAUAUGUGCCAAAGAGGGAACCUGGAAUAAAGAUCCCAGUUCAUCAAGAAUUAAACAAUCCAUUAGGAAGUUAUACACCAACUAGAAUUACUGAAGAGUUGAAGAUUGAGAGUGAAGACACGAAAGCGGUUGGUAGUCAAAACUCCAAAAUUAGACAUUUCACGGUGAAUUUUGGACCUCAACAUCCUGCAGCUCAUGGUGUUUUAAGAUUAAUCUUGGAAUUGCAAGGUGAGGAAAUCAUUAGAGCUGAUCCUCAUAUAGGUCUAUUACAUAGAGCUACUGAAAAAUUGAUUGAAAGUAAAACUUAUUUACAAGCAUUACCAUAUUUUGAUCGUUUAGAUUAUGUUUCUAUGAUGACCAAUGAAUUAUCAUUUGCUAUUGCAACUGAGAAAUUGUUAAAUGUUGAAUUACCAUUGAGAGCAAAAUAUAUUAGAACGUUAUUUGGUGAAAUUACAAGAAUCUUGAAUCAUUUAAUGUCUGUCUUGUCACAUGCUAUGGAUGUUGGUGCUUUAACACCAUUCUUAUGGGGGUUUGAAGAACGUGAAAAAUUGAUGGAAUUUUAUGAAAGAGUAUCAGGUGCAAGAUUACACGCUGCUUAUUUCAGACCUGGUGGUGUAUCACAAGAUCUUCCAGAAGGGUUAUUAGAUGAUAUCUAUAUGUGGGCUACACAAUUUGGUGAUCGUAUUGAUGAAACUGAAGAAUUGCUUACAGAUAACAGAAUUUGGAAACAAAGAACAAUAGGAGUUGGUAUAUUGACUGCAGAAGAUGCUCAAAAUUAUGGUUGCUCAGGUGUUAUGUUGAGAGGUUCAGGUGUUCCUUAUGAUAUCAGAAAAGCUCAACCUUAUGAUGCUUAUGAUAGAGUUGAAUUUGAUAUUCCAGUAGGUACAAAUGGUGAUUGUUAUGAUCGUUAUUUGGUUCGUAUGGCAGAAUUCAGACAAUCAUUAAGAAUCAUUGAACAAUGUUGUAAUGAUAUGCCACCUGGUGCCGUUAAAGUUGAAGAUUAUAAGAUUUCACCACCACCAAGAAGUUUAAUGAAAGAAGAUAUGGAGGCUUUAAUUCAUCAUUUCUUAUUAUUCACCAAAGGUUAUGCCGUUCCACAAGGUGAAGCUUAUGUUCCAAUUGAAGCACCAAAGGGUGAAAUGGGUGUUUAUUUGGUUAGUGAUGGGUCCGAAAGACCAUAUAAGUGUAAAAUUAGAGCCCCUGGAUUUGCCCAUUUAGCUGCUUUCGAUCAUGUUGCUAGAGGUAAUUUGUUAGCUGAUGCUGUUGCUAUUAUUGGUACUAUGGAUUUGGUCUUUGGUGAAGUUGAUCGUUAG